Messenger RNA from Lagopus muta (rock ptarmigan), 1086 nucleotides. RefSeq names its product protein unc-80 homolog. The transcript is spliced from 4 exons. The record is from RefSeq and is a predicted model, not a curated record. Bases 457 to 1053 code for a protein of 198 amino acids. NCBI's taxonomy places the organism in Eukaryota, Metazoa, Chordata, Aves, Galliformes, Phasianidae.
GUGCACAGUGUUUUUGAGGAAAGUAGUGGGAAAUCGUUUCUUAGAGCACUAUUCUGGCAGCGGUGAGUGCAUGUGCGGAGUGCGCAGGUGAGCAGACGGUCACAGCUGGGGGACGAAGGGCCAGGGGGGUGUGCAGGUUGGAAAUGCAGGGCCGUGCAGAGGAAGGGCUGUAUGUUUCUGCCUGCUCCGAGUCCUGAGCAGUCAACGCAUUGAGCGUGUUGAUCCAUCUCCGUGGGAUGGCGGUGCUGGGUGGGCACGCUGACAGGGCCAGGCAGGGUCCAGAGCUGUGAGUGCUGGCAGGCGGGGACUGGGGAGAAUGGGGAGAGGAAAUCUGUGUGCAGAACCAUUCCAGGAUGGUGUAAAAGCUGUUGCCCAGGCAGUAGACUUUCUGUAGGCAGUGCUGAAGAUGGAUCCGCCUUCCGAUAUCCUUGUUUGGAUGUGUUUUGUGUGCAGGUGAUGUUAAUGGUGCUGCAUUCCAUCGCGCUUUGGUCAGUCUUGGACGCUGGCAGAUGUGUGUGUGAGCGUGCGAAGGGCCUUGAGAGCACCGCGAGCUCGCUCUCUGGGUUCUCCUUCUCUCGUCGUCGCUCAGUGUUUGUCACUCACACACGCAGCCUCCAAACGCCCUUCUUCUCGCGCUCGGACACCGAUCUCCCAAUGAACGCCAGAAGCCGUCGUGGCCAGGCGGGAAGGGGGCGCUGUGCCCGGCCGGGCUCCCAAGAUGGCGGCCGGCGGCGGCGCUCUGGCCGCGUCGGUGGCGCUGGUGGCGCUGGUGGCGCUGGUGGCGGUGGCGGUGGCGGAGAGACGAGGCCGCACCGCGACGUGCUGAGCAGCGGGGAGAUCCGCGUCGUGCCCCUGUCGGAGCUGCGGUGCUCGCGAGUUUUUCUGAUGUUGAUCAGACUUCUACCACGUUGCCAUGCUUGCCAGGGCAGUCACAUGCAAGCACACACUCCAGGAAACAGUCUGCAGCAAGUUGUGAAGACAUAUGGCCUUCUUGAAAACCUCUCAAUGUGUUUGAAAGGGCUGCUGAAAGAGGCAACUUUGAAGCUGCUGUGAAGCUGGGGAUAGCGUACCUGUACAAUGAAGGCU